UUUGUGGGUUGUGUUCAAGAAAGAGAAAUGGCAAUGGCAGCAGCAGUGGGAGUGAAUGGCGGGGUUCAAAAACCUGGAGUAUCCCAAGCUUAUUUAGAGAGCAAAGGCGUGAAGGAAACAAGGGUGUUAUUAUCUGAUCUGUGUCGCCAAUUCUAUAAUCUGGGAUGGGUAUCUGGCACCGGGGGCAGCAUCACUAUCAAAGUCCAUGAUGACUCCAUUCCUAAGCCUAAUCAGCUUAUCAUCAUGUCCCCUUCUGGUGUGCAGAAGGAAAGAAUGGAACCGGACGAUAUGUAUGUCUUGGCUUCAAAUGGGUCUAUGUUAUCCAUACCAUCUCCAAAGCCUUAUCCUUAUAAGCCUCCUAAGUGUUCCGAUUGUGCUCCUCUUUUUCUAAAGGCAUAUGAUAAGCGGGAUGCAGGAGCUGUUAUUCAUAGUCAUGGAAUGGAAUCUUGUCUUGUAACAAUGCUCAAUCCAUUAUCAAAAGAAUUUAGAAUUACUCAUAUGGAGAUGAUAAAAGGAAUUAAAGGGCAUGGAUAUUAUGAUGAACUUGUAGUCCCAAUUAUAGAGAAUACAGCCUACGAAAAUGAGCUUACAGAUUCUCUUGCUAAAGCUAUAGAUGAAUACCCUAAAACAACUGCCGUUCUUGUUCGCAAUCAUGGAAUUUAUGUAUGGGGAGACUCAUGGAUUCAUGCCAAGACUCAGGCUGAAUGUUAUCAUUAUCUUUUUGAGGCUGCUAUCAAACUGUAUCAACUAGGAUUGGACUGGUCUACUCCAAAUCAUGGUCCAAUUCAAAAUGUUAAAGGACUUCAAGGUAGUAAAAGAGACAGAAACGCAUCUGUCAAGGCAGCAGUGAAGGAUUCAAAUUAUGAAAUGGAGCCAUUACCACGCUGCAUUGUUCUUGACAUAGAAGGGACAACGACUCCGAUAACCUUUGUUGCUGAUGUACUCUUUCCAUAUGCCCGUGAUAAUGUUGGGAGACAUUUGUCUGCAACAUAUGAGACCGCAGAAACUCAGGAAGAUAUAAAAUUAUUGCGCUCUCAAGUUGAAAACGACCUUGCUCAUGGUGUUGACGGGGCUAUGCCAAUUCCUCUAGAUGAUGCAGGGAAAGAGGAAGUUAUUGCAGCUUUGGUAGCUAAUGUUGAUGCAAUGAUACGAGCAGAUCGAAAGAUCACUGCCUUGAAACAGUUGCAAGGUCAUAUAUGGAGAACUGGAUUUGAGAAUAAUGAAUUGGAAGGAGUAGUUUAUGAUGACGUACCAGAAGCUCUAGAGAAGUGGCAUGCUUUGGGCAUUAAGGUGUAUAUAUAUUCCAGUGGUAGCAGAUUGGCCCAAAGACUCAUAUUUGGAAAGACAAAUUAUGGGGAUUUGAGAAAAUAUUUAUCUGGUUUCUUUGAUACCACAGUAGGGAACAAAAGAGAAACACACAGCUAUGUUGAAAUUUCGGAGUCGGUGGGAGUUGAUAAGCCAUCUGAGAUUUUGUUUGUAACUGAUGUUGUUCAAGAAGCUGUUGCCGCAAAGGGAGCAGGUUUGCAGGCAGUGAUUUCUAUCCGACCGGGAAAUGCUCCUCUUCUGGAGAAUCAUGGCUUCAAGACGAUCAAUUCUUUCUCAGAAAUCUAAAAUCAGAUAUGUACCGUCUGUGACAAUACUGCCACACUAAAAUGUGAUCACUCUUACAAAUGUAUCCAUAAAUAAAAUUUUAGACAUUGCAUGCCUAAACUUAAAAUAUAUAUGAUGUGCUUGUGGUAUCACAAAUGUUAUGUUUCAAUCCAAGAGUUAUAGUCGGAAA
Mercurialis annua (annual mercury) is the source of this 1780-nucleotide messenger RNA. Its product is annotated as probable bifunctional methylthioribulose-1-phosphate dehydratase/enolase-phosphatase E1. NCBI's taxonomy places the organism in Eukaryota, Viridiplantae, Streptophyta, Magnoliopsida, Malpighiales, Euphorbiaceae. The transcript has 12 exons. Gene Ontology annotation, cellular component: cytoplasm. Bases 28 to 1611 code for a protein of 527 amino acids. Gene Ontology annotation, molecular function: magnesium ion binding; acireductone synthase activity. The record is from RefSeq and is a predicted model, not a curated record.